Messenger RNA from Cucumis melo (muskmelon), 654 nucleotides. RefSeq names its product UDP-glycosyltransferase 73C2-like. The record is from RefSeq and is a predicted model, not a curated record. The coding region runs from base 1 to 654 and encodes 217 amino acids. The transcript has a single exon. Gene Ontology annotation, molecular function: UDP-glycosyltransferase activity. NCBI's taxonomy places the organism in Eukaryota, Viridiplantae, Streptophyta, Magnoliopsida, Cucurbitales, Cucurbitaceae.
AUGGAUGGAUUGACAGCAACCGAGUUCUGUGGUGUAAGUCUCAUUGGAAAGUUAUGUAAUCUAAUGACGAGACAACUCAUAGAGCUUGGACUGGGUCUAGAGGCAUCGAAGAGGCCAUUCAUUUGGGUGAUCCGGAAAGGGAAUGAAAUAAAGGAGUUGCAGAAAUGGAUGGAGGCCUACAAUUUCAAAAAGAAAACAAAGGGGAGAGGGCCGGUGAUUCGUGGUUGGGCGCCACAAGUUAUGAUACUAUCCCACACUGCAAUCAGAAGCUUCUUGACGCAUUGCGAUUGGAACUCAACGCUUGAAGGAAUAUCGACAGGGGUUCCUAUGAUUACAUGGCCACUAUUUUCAGACCAAUUCAAUGACGAGGUGCUGAUCGUGAAGAUGCUGAAAAACGGGGUGAGUGUGGGUGUGCAAGCAUCUUUGCAAUGGGGAGAGGAAGAGGAGACUGAAGUGGCUGUGAAAAAAGAGGAUGUGAUGAAAGCUAUUGAAAGGGUGAUGAGUGGAACAAAGGAAAGUGAAGAGAUUAGAGAGAGAUAUAAAGAGCUUGAUAAAAAGGCCAAUAGAGCUGUUGAAGAAGGUGGUUCUUCUCACGAUAACGUCAAGUUGUUCAUUGACGAUCUAAUUGAUCUUGCAGGUGGUGAUCCCAACUGA